This is a messenger RNA of Lepidothrix coronata (blue-crowned manakin), 533 nucleotides long. It is a transcript of the gene NDUFA11, whose product is annotated as NADH:ubiquinone oxidoreductase subunit A11. Gene Ontology annotation, biological process: mitochondrial respiratory chain complex I assembly. The record is from RefSeq and is a predicted model, not a curated record. Bases 28 to 438 code for a protein of 136 amino acids. The transcript has 4 exons. NCBI's taxonomy places the organism in Eukaryota, Metazoa, Chordata, Aves, Passeriformes, Pipridae.
CGGUCGCUCGGCCGUGCCCUUGUCGCCAUGGCGGGCUACUGGGACGGCCCCGAGGGCGAGCACUGCGCGGAGCGGACCUGGCUCACCACGCGCGUGGGCGCGGCCGUGGGCCUGGUCGGGGCGGCGUAUCGGAUCAUCCUGCUGCGGCCCGGCUCGGCGCUGGCCGCCCUGCAGACGGCGGCGGCGGACAGUGUGACCAUGGCUACGCUGGGAGCUGUGUUUGGCUUAGGUACCUGCCUCAGUGCCCAAGUCCGGGAGGAACCACAUAGUCCUUUGGACUAUUUUGUUGGUGGCUGUGCAUCGGGAGCUGUCGUGGGAGCGAGAGCUCGCAGUUACUUCGCUGGCACCACGGCUUGUCUGGGGCUCGGAUUCACUGCGGCCCUCCUGAAGAUUGCAAACAUUGAGGGCUGGAGGCUGACGGGACCUCCCAAGCUGUAAAUGUCGCCUUUCCUCCCCGUGAGCUGGCUUCCUAAUGCUCUGUGUACCUAGGACGUUGUAUAAUAAAGGUUUGGUCAAACCAGCAGUUGUCACAA